Messenger RNA from Marmota monax (woodchuck), 4195 nucleotides. Its product is annotated as zinc finger protein 480. Bases 243 to 1535 code for a protein of 430 amino acids. Lineage: Eukaryota; Metazoa; Chordata; Mammalia; Rodentia; Sciuridae. The transcript has 5 exons. The record is from RefSeq and is a predicted model, not a curated record. Gene Ontology annotation, molecular function: DNA-binding transcription repressor activity, RNA polymerase II-specific. Gene Ontology annotation, biological process: negative regulation of transcription by RNA polymerase II.
UGCUGCCUCAGGGCCUCUGCUGCUCAGCCACCCAGGCCUCUUUCCUUUUCCUGGUAGCAGGUUGCUUAAGCCUCAGGGCCUUCAAUGGGUCUUGACCCUUGUCUAGGCCUCCUUGACACUGGGCUGCAGGUGGUCAACACCUCAGGUCUUUGUUCUGAUGUUACCUACUGCAUGGAGACUCCUGUGACCGACCCCCCCAGCUCCUGUAACACUCCAGCCACACCCUGCCCCACCUCUGGUCCAUGCAGCCUACUUUGCAUAUUUCUUUCUGUUCCUUCACCAUCUGCUGUCUGGAUCCUGGAUUGACUUGUAGACUCGUGUUACCUGAGGAAACAGCCCUGAAGAGGAGGAGGAAAGAAAAGGAGUCAGGAAUGGCUGUCACUGAGGGUCCACUGACGUUCAGAGAUGUGGCCAUUGAAUUCUCCCAGGAGGAGUGGAAGUGCCUGGUUCCUGCUCAGAGGGCUUUGUACAGGGACGUGAUGCUGGAGACCUACAGGAACCUGGUCUUUCUUGCAGGAAUGUGUCCUUCAGACCUGAGUGUCCUCUCCUGGUUGGAGCAAGGGAGGGAGCCCUGCACUGUGAAUGGCCCAGAGGAAAUAUCCAGGCCUGCAAAUGAGUGGGCAUGUGUGGAGGGUGUGAAAGCAGAAGAACCGGAAACAAACAUUCCUCCAGCUCCUUACAAAUGUAAUGAGCUUGAAAAAUCCUUUAAUCAAGAAUCACACCGUACUAUACAUCAGAUAAUCUGUACUGGAGAGAAACGAUUUACUUGUGAUAUAUGUAGCAAAGUCUUCAAUAAAAAAUCGAAUCUUACAAGUCAUCUUAGAAUCCACACUGGAGAGAAACCUUACAAGUGUAAUGAGUGUGGGAAGAUGUUCAAUAAAAGUUCACACCUUGGACAACAUCGGAGAAUCCACACUGGAGAGAAACCUUUCAGAUGUGAUGAAUGUGGCAAGGUCUUCCGUAACAAAUCCUACCUUGCAAACCACCGGAGAAUUCACACGGGGGAGAAACCUUACAAGUGUGAUGCAUGUGGCAAGGUCUUCAAUCAGAUUUCACACCUGGCAAGUCAUCGUAGAAUCCACACUGGAGAGAAACCUUUCAAAUGUAAUGAGUGUGGCAAGGUCUUUAGUCGUAACUCAUACCUCAUUCAACAUGUAAUAAUCCACACGGGGGAGAAACCGUACAAAUGCAAUGAGUGCGGCAAGGUCUUCAAUAAAGAAUCAAUCCUUACAAGUCAUCGUAGAAUUCACACCGGAGAGAAACCUUACAAGUGUAAAGAGUGUGGGAAGAGCUUCAAUCAGACUGCACAUGUUACACAACAUCGGAGAAUCCACACUGGGGAGAAACCUUUCAAAUGCAACGUGUGCGGUAAGGUUUUCCAUCAACAAUCAAACCUUAUAAGUCAUCACAGAAUCCACACUGGAGAGAAACCUUUCAAAUGCGAUGAUUGCGGUAAGUUCUUUAGUCAAAAAUCAAACCUUACAAGUCAUCGUAGAAUUCAUACUGGAGAAAAACCUUACAGUCAUAAUGAGUGAGGGAAGGUCUUCAAUCACAUUUCACACCUUGCACAACAAGAGAAUUCACACUGGAGAGAAACCUUUCAAAUGCAAUGAGUGUGGCAAGGUCUUCAGCCUCAACUCAGACCUAGCAAGACAGCUGAUGAUAAUUCAUACUGGGAGAUGUCUUACAAAUGCAAUGAAUGUGGUAAGGUCUUCAGUUGCAAUUCACGUCUUGCGUAUCAUCAUAGAAUCCGUACUGGGGAGAAACCUUAAAAAUGCAGUGAGUGUGGCAGUGUUAUUAGUCACAAGUGAUCCCUAGCAAGUAAUCAAAGAAUCCACAUUGGAGAGAAAUCUUUCAAAUGCAAUGAGUGUGAAAAGAUCUUCAGUUGCAACUCAUACCUGACAGCAUCAGAUAAUUCAUAGUGGACAGAAGACUUACAAAUGAAAUCUAUGUGGCAAGGUCUUCAGUCUGAAUCAUCCCUGAGACGACACUGGAGGAUCUAUACUAGAGAGAAGGCUUCGACAUGUAAUCACUGUGCAAGGGCCUCACUUGUGUUCCCAACUACGUCACAAGGAGGCAGGAAGAUGAUUGAUGCAAAUCCUGCCUGGCCAACAUGAUGAGACUGUCUCAAAAUAAAAUAAAGAGCUGGGGAUGUAGCUCAGUGGUAGAAUGAUUGCCUAGACUGUUGAGUCCCUGGGUUCAAUCCCCGCACUCCAUAAGGAGAAAAAAAAAAGUACAACGAAUGUUUUGAGGUCUUCAGUCAGAUUGGCUUCCACAUAUCAGGCACUUAGGAUGUAGAGAAACCCUGUGGAUGUGAUGAAUGUGGCAAAGCCUGUAGGGUGCAUCUGGCCUGGCCGAUCAUGUGAUCCACACCAAGAGGGCAUGUCAAGGUGUUCACUGACAUUUCCUAUCACGCAGAUUGUCAAGAUCUCAGAGAAAAGCCACAAAUGAAUUAGGCAAAGUCUCAGUCAGCAUUCAAGCCAUGUAAGACCACUUUAUUACCUAGUGGAGAAACUAUCUUCCACGUAUAAUGACUCUACAGAGCCUUUAGGCCUCAUUUAAGGCUUAGAAACCCUCAGUUAGUCUGUGUUGAAGAGGAACCUCACCUAUACAUUGGAUGCAAACAGGCCCGAAGUUAAAAGUCUGUCAUCAGGAUUCCUGCUGGAAAAAAAACUCAUAAAUGUACCAAGAUGGCAAAUGUUUGCUAUGCACUCAGCCCUCUGUACACGUCAGGUAAGGCACAAAAGCAUAAUGACUUUGGCCAAGCCUGUCUUCAGUGCUCAUGUCCCAGUGGACAUCAGUUGAUCCACACUGGAGAGAAACCAUGGAAAUGUCUGCAGGUGCCAAGCUCUUCUGGCACAGUUCACAGCUUGCACAACCUGGGAGAAGACGUCCUAGAGGUAGAGCUUGAAUGCAGUGAGUGUGGCACCCCCUGCAUUAUGAGUUCAAGCAGUGGUCAGAGUCCAUACUAAAGAGCAACAUCCGUCACAAUCACAGCACAUAGCACAGACUUCCAUGCCUCAGAACCAGUGGGCAUCAAAGAGACACCUUUGAGGAAGCUGUGCAAAAGUCAUGCCAUGAUCUUAAAUCUAAGCUUUAAAAUCUGGAACAGUACAUGACCCAGAGAACUACCAUCCAGUUGUAAGGAAUGUGCUGCUCUUUUUUUUUUUUUUUUUUGGUUUGUUUUGUUUUUGCCAAACCUUUGUGAUUUUGUUGUCCUGAGAGGAUUUAUUCUGGCAAAAUCAGACAUUGUGACCCUGCAUAGUUCUUUCAUCAAGGGAGUGUCCUCAGGAUUCACCAGUGAGUCCAUAUGCUACAAAGGACUCUUAACAAAUGUACUGUGUGGUACAUUAUUUCACCAAUUCUCACACAAUCUUCUAUGUCAGAAAAUUUAUAGGAAGGAUAAAUAAGUCUCUGAUUAUCAAAGAUUAGUUUCUGUCCUCGCAUACUGUGGAAAAAUUACAUAAUGUUUUAUAACUAAGGACAUAUCAAAGGUGCAGGGACAUUUGAAAAGGCCCAGUUAUCUUCAUGUUGUAAAGUGUCUCAUUCUUCGAGAUUUCUUGGAAAGUACCCUGCUCGUCUUGGGUUCUGUGCCUUCCUUAUGGGACUUUCAUGGCUGUGUCCAGAAAGGAACCCAUAGGAGUAUAGGUCUUACUUCGUGAAACGAAGAUUCCUGGUGUCCUUGCUCCUGGAGUAGGAGGACACUGCCUAUUAAAAUUCAGUAUUGCCUGCACCAAGAAAUAUUUCAAAGGGACUGAUCAGGAUGUAGAAUUGAGGUAUCGGUUAUCCUGCCUGGGGUGGUCUGUGCCCCCUUGUCCAAUUUGUCCAUAGUGGGAUGGGGUAAGGAACACUCUACAAACUGCCUGAAGUGGGACAGCCAAGACUGCAGGGACUGGGCUUUUUAUCGGAGGAGAGGAGUGUGUUCUUCGGGCCAGAUUAUGUCCAGGAAGAAUGCAGGGAAAUGGUGGCCACUGCUGCAUUUAAUGGCCAUAGCUGUUUAGCACCGUUGGUGACUAAUUGUCUCAUUCUUGGAAUUGAGAAGUUAUCAGAGAGAAGAGAUGAACCUAAAGAACCACAACAGCACAUGCUUCAUGAGGAUCCACCUUCACCUGCUGAGGUUACAUUUGCUGCUGAUUUAUUCAGAAUGUACCGUAGAUUUCAUAUGAUACUUAAUAAAAUCUAAUCUUUCACAUAA